ACUGCAGAGUGCAGAGAUUGGGAAUCAGUGUGAUCCUCGAUCUUCCUCCUCGUUUCUUUGUUUGCUUCCCAGACGAAGCAUUUGUUGUGAUGCUGAUUCCUGUCACUCAUCGCUUAACCUGAGUUAACCACAUAAUUAUCCCCGAGUGUGCAACGGAACUUUGUAAAAUGCCGUUGCGAUUACGAAGUAUUUAUCGCCUCCGGAAAGCGGUGCAGAAUUCGGAUGCGGUGCGUUGGAUGAGUUCGUCGAGUUUCCAACCGAAUCCAGCCCCGAAAUCGCAGCCUGGACAAAUUCAGAACGCAGCUAACAAUGAAUUAGAGUCGGAUCGGGUUGUGGUGGAGAUCGAUGAAGCUCGGGAUUUCAUCGAGCGCUGCUUGCGAAAACUACGCGUUAGUCAGUCGCAUGCUGCGCAAAUGGGAGAUCUUCUUGUCACGGCCGAUCACCGCGGACAUUUUUCCCAUGGAUUAAAUCGAUUAGAUAUGUACAUCUUGGAUGUGAAGAGGAAUUUAACCAAUCUGUCUGGCGUACCGGGCAUCAUCAAGGAAUCAGCAUCCACAGCGCUGGUCGAUGGGAACAAUCUUCUAGGUGCUGUGGUGGGCAACUUCGCCAUGGGUGUUGCCAUGAAGAAAGCGAAGGAAACCGGCGUGGGAUGGGUCUCUGCCCGAGCAUCGAAUCAUUUCGGUAUUGCUGGGUAUUAUGGAUUACAAGCUGUUCGGGAAGGAUUAAUUGGAUUUGCAUUUUGUAAUACCAGUCCGCUGGCAGUGCCUACGCGAGCCAAAACAUUAGCCUUGGGCACGAACGCCAUGUGCGUGAUGGCGCCGGCAGCUAAUGGGGAUUAUUUUGCCCUGGAUAUGGCCACGACAACGGUGGCCAUCGGUAAAGUGGAGUUGGCCAUGCGAACGCAGCAGAAAGUGCCUCCGGUGUGGGGUGUCGAUAAGGAUGGAAAAGAAACAACCGACCCCGAGAAAAUUUAUGUCGGCGGUGGUUUAUUACCAAUUGGAGGUUUAGAAGGUAACGGAGGCUACAAAGGCUACGCGCUGAACGUUAUGGUGGAGAUUUUCUGCGGAAUAUUAGCCAAUGCGGCGUUCGGACCGCUGGUGCGCCCGUGGACCAAUCCAACCAGCGAGGCGAAUUUGGGUCAGUGUUGGGGUGCCAUUGAUCCGGAUUGUUUUGGUAAUGGAUUCCGUGAGCGUCUGCAUGGAUUCCUCAAUAUUCUGCGUCAUUUGGAACCGGCUGAUCCGUCCAAACCGGUGUUGGUGCCCGGUGAUCCUGAGCGGUUGCAUAUGGAUAAAUGCAAACGAUUGGGAGGCAUUCCAUACCACAUCAACCAGAUUCGCCACGCGGAGGAAGUAGCACAACAACUGGGCGUGGAACCGAUGCGCACACAGCAAUAAACAUUUCCGUUAAGACGUUUUUCCAAAUUAUUUUUCCAUUGAUUUUGUUCGUUUUUUUACACUUAAUUGCGCUCAUUCCUGUUGUGUUAUAUUUUUUUCAAAAGACAUUCGGUGAUGGAAUUUUAAUGAUUUUAGUUGUUAAUUUUAUUUGGAUUUUAUAUGCUGUUUUUUUUCUAAUUGCUUGCUUAAUGAAAGAACCAGAUUUUUUACAUGUUUCUUUUGCAGAAUUUUAUGUUGCGGUGCUUGGCCCAUAAAUUUACGUUAAUUUAUAUGAAAACAAAA
Paramacrobiotus metropolitanus is the source of this 1676-nucleotide messenger RNA. RefSeq lists its product as uncharacterized. Gene Ontology annotation, molecular function: oxidoreductase activity. The transcript is spliced from 10 exons. Lineage: Eukaryota; Metazoa; Tardigrada; Eutardigrada; Parachela; Macrobiotidae. Bases 168 to 1394 code for a protein of 408 amino acids. The record is from RefSeq and is a predicted model, not a curated record.